Pyricularia grisea is the source of this 2222-nucleotide messenger RNA. RefSeq lists its product as uncharacterized. Lineage: Eukaryota; Fungi; Ascomycota; Sordariomycetes; Magnaporthales; Pyriculariaceae. The transcript is spliced from 2 exons. Bases 58 to 954 code for a protein of 298 amino acids. The record is from RefSeq and is a predicted model, not a curated record.
UUCGGCGACGACGUUGGUGAACCAGUGAAGCCACACAUCACCAACAAUAAGUCACUAAUGGCUACCACACAACAGUGUCUUGCCUCUUUGGCAAGACUAAGCAUCAGACCGGCAACGAGGCCAUUGGCUACAUCCGUCCCUCGAUUCCUCGUGCCAUCCGUUGCUCAACCGCGGUUUGCCUCGGCGAACAAGGACCCCAAGAAGAAGGAGAAGAAGAAGAAGGAGCUCAAGCAAUACAGAGUGCAUAGAAAAGACAAGCUCUUGACCUUCUCCCUGUGCGAUGCGAUAAGAUACAUUCGUGCUUUCGAAGUCGGAGUUCCAGCACCCUCGGUCAAGUAUGAAAUCGCCGUCAAGCUCACCACCAACAAACGUUCCGCCAUCGUCCGAAGCCGUGUUCGUCUCCCCCACUCUGUUCGCUCCGACAUUCGCGUGGCCGUCAUCUGCAGAGAGGGCAGUCUGGUCGCGACCGAGGCGCGCAUCGCCGGUGCAGUUGCUGUUGGCGAGGAAUCACUCUUCCAGCAGAUCAAAGAUGGCAACAUCGACUUCAACAGGCUCAUCUGUCAUUCGGACUCGUUGGGCGCGUUAAACAAGGCCAACCUGGGCCGAAUUCUCGGUCCCAAGGGUAUGAUGCCAAGCGAGAAGACGAAGACUGUCACCAAAGAUGUCAAGGGCCUGCUGCGUGACCUCAGCGGCGCCGAGGAUUACAGGGAGAGGGAUGGUGUCGUUAGGAUUCCCAUUGGUCAGCUCACUUUUACGCCAGAACAGCUGUCGGACAACAUCAAGACGUUCGUGGACGCCUUGAAGAAGGAUAUCGCAAAACUGGAGUCCCAGGUUGUCAAGACUAUUGACGAGAUUGUGUUGAGCUCAACCCAUGCCCCUGGGUUCAGUCUCAACGGAGGUUUCAGGCCUACAGAUGAGAACUUGACAACGGCUCAGCUCGCUGGGCCAAUGUAAUCGCAUGCUGUUUCAGCUAUUGUAUGAUAAAAGGGUGACAUCGGGGCGCAUAUUGGGCUCGCUGUCAUGUAUGUAUAGAUUUGGGUAUCAGAGUUACCAUUAGAGGCAUAGCUAUAUUGUUUGUUUGCCUGUCAUCCCUUUAUUAUUUUUUUGCUUCUUCUCCGUAGUACAGCAUUAUCGCUUUUUGAAGACAGCGACUGCAUCUCCCUCUGCCCCCAAUAGCCGAUAAAUAGCAAGGAACUUCAAAAUCCUAACCUGACCUCGGGUGCCUGCGCUCCGCGCCUCUUUACUUGCCGUAUUCAAGUCUAGUAGGAGCGUGUUCCGGCACCUUCGGAUUCUCUCCUCCAUCUGCCUCACGAAAGAAGCAUCUCUACCAACAAUGUCUGCCACUUGGUUGACGAGCAUGUACUCUCUCGACAGAGAAAGUAACCUCGUUGGGCUGCUCCCAACGAACGAUUUGUCAACUUUGCCAUCUUCUUGGUCCAGAUCGUCUUCAUUAUCGUCAUCCUCGUCACUAAGGUCGUCAAAUAUAUCAUCCGCAGAGCCUUUGGGCAAACUGUCAACAGCCAGCCUGGCCUCCAGCGCCCCUAUCCUCUCAUCCAACUCUAGCAUGCGUCGCGCCUUCUCGAUACCAUGCCUGACGGCACCCAGUUCAUCACAGGCUUCGGAAACAUCACGUUUCCGUCGUGCGAUUUGACUUUUGAUAUCCUCGACGGCGCGGCGGAAUCCAAGAAGAGCCACGCGCACAUCCUCGACCCUAUCCUCACCACCCUUGAGCUCGUCGCCCAAGCUGAGGAAUGAAGUAUAGUUUGCGUUGACGAGCUCGAGAAGCUCCGCCGAGAUGGUAGCGCUACGUUCCCUCAGUUCCGACCGCAGAUCUUCCAGGGUCUGAUGCCGGUGCGCCGAGGUCGUGUCAACGUCUGACGGGAACAACGAUGACAAAUAGGCGGCGGCAUCGAAGUCGGGUACAAGAAAGUCUUUUCUGGAGAGAGCGGUCGGGAAAGGUAGGGCGCCAUCGUCCGAAUCCGAGUUGUUUGACGCCUGUGAGGAGUCUGAGGAUGGGAGUUGAAAGCCAGAGUAGGAUGUGGUCUGCCGCGGUGAAAGAGGCGACUGGGGGAACUGUUGCAGCCCCAGACCUACCCCUCCACUCAUCACGCGGGAAGGUUACUUGCAGACCGUCGAAAUGCUAUGUAUUGCUCGAUGUAAGAGCUUUGAAGCUUUACAUGUGCGAGGGCGCGUUUAGUAAGUCGCACUCCGGAAAGUAAAUC